AUAUCAGUCACAGUUUUCUUCCCACUAAGAAUACUCUGUUUUCUCCUACCCCCCCCUCCCCCUCCUCUCUCUCUCUCUCUCUCAUUUGUUAAUGCAAUGGCAGUUGAGUGUAUGAAAACCCUAAGCCACCACAAAGAAGAUGACCAAAAGCCACUAGUCUUUGACGCUUCUUUGCUCCGGUACGAAACUGACAUACCCAAACAGUUCAUUUGGCCCGAUGAUGAGAAGCCAUGUCCUAACACACGAGAACUACAAGUUCCACUCAUAGACUUGGGUGACUUCCUCUCCGGCAACCCUGAGGCCGCAAUGAAAGCCUCGAGGCUCGUCGGAGAAGCCUGCGAAAAGCAUGGCUUCUUUCUCGUCGUGAAUCACGGCGUUAAAGAGAGCCUCAUAGCUGAUGCACACCAAUACAUGGACGAGUUCUUUGGUUUGCCCCUCUCUGAAAAACAGAGGGCUCAGAGGAAAGCCGGCGAGCACUGCGGCUACGCCAGUAGCUUCACCGGAAGGUUCUCGUCGAAACUCCCCUGGAAAGAAACGCUGUCGUUUAGCUACACCGCGGAUCAAAGCUCCUCCAAUGUUGUUAAGGAUUACCUCUGCAAUGCCAUGGGAGAAGAGUUCGAUGAAUUCGGGAGGGUGUACCAAGAUUACAGUGAGGCCAUGAGCACACUGUCCAUAGGGAUCAUGGAGCUUCUGGGAAUGAGCCUCGGCGUGGGCAGAACACAUUUCAAAGAGUUUUUCGGAGACAAUGAUUCGAUAAUGAGGUUGAAUUACUACCCGCCAUGCCAGAAACCAGACCAGACUUUAGGCACAGGACCUCAUUGUGAUCCGACUUCUUUAACCAUUCUUCACCAAGACCAAGUUGGGGGACUUGAAGUGUUUGUGGACGAAGAAUGGCGCUCGAUCAGCCCGAAUUUAAACGCCUUUGUUGUCAACAUUGGUGACACCUUCAUGGCUCUUUCAAACGGGAGGUACAAGAGUUGCUUGCACAGAGCAGUAGUGAACAGCAAAACCCCAAGGAAAUCACUAGCGUUUUUCUUGUGUCCAAAAGAUGAUAAGGUGGUGAAGCCACCGAGGGAGUUGAUUGAUAGUUCGUACCCGAGAAUAUAUCCGGAUUUCACAUGGCCGAUGUUGCUAGAGUUCACACAGAAGCAUUACAGAGCUGACAUGAAGACCCUGCAAGCCUUCACGAACUGGCUUCAAGAACAGAGGAGCAGCUGAAGAAGUUUUACCUAAACAGAAACUUGGGUUCCACAUGGGUCUAGGAAAAUGACAUUAUCGGAUGGAGGUGGUGGUAGGCCUGGGAAUUUUGCUUAGACUGCUAUGCAAAAGAAUUGAGACAGAGGCAAAGUUAGAGGAAAAGCCACUCUUUUUUUCUUUUCUUUUUUUUCUUUUUAGUACUGUUCCGGCUCUGGUAAUUAGGUAGUUCUUAGGAGAAGAACAGAAUGCAAGACAAAAUGGGACAUAAGGAACCAAUAAAUUAAGAGCUGGGUUCAGUCUUUUUGUAUUUUACUAUGAUUAUGUAGAAAGAUUAU
Molecule: messenger RNA, 1532 nt
Organism: Fragaria vesca subsp. vesca
Lineage: Eukaryota; Viridiplantae; Streptophyta; Magnoliopsida; Rosales; Rosaceae
Product: gibberellin 20 oxidase 1-like
Exons: 3
Coding region: 97-1218 (373 amino acids)
Biological process (GO): response to light stimulus; flower development; unidimensional cell growth
Molecular function (GO): gibberellin 20-oxidase activity
Source: RefSeq, a predicted model, not a curated record